Messenger RNA from Sclerotinia borealis F-4128, 1776 nucleotides. The record is from the annotation of a GenBank genome assembly. Lineage: Eukaryota; Fungi; Ascomycota; Leotiomycetes; Helotiales; Sclerotiniaceae.
AUGGCUCUAACUUCAGCAUCUGACGAUCUGGCCGUACAUCAGUCGGAUACGAAUAACGCAAUGGGAAAUAUUCACGACCACGAACACGUUGAGAAUAAUGAGAAACCUCUUCAUUUUCCAGAUGAAGAUCAUCUCAAUGUUACGACAUCAACGGAACAGAUGAUUAAGGAUGCGAGAGCUUCUACGGAAAAAGAGCAUAAUAUGACAUUACUUCAGGGGAUCAAGUUGUACCCAAAGGCUAUCGCUUGGUCUCUUCUUAUCUCAACAUGUAUUGCUAUGGAAGGAUAUGAUGUUUGUUUACUCAGUAACUUUUAUGCAUUCCCUCAAUUCAACGAGAAAUAUGGUGAACAAUUAGCCGAUGGAACAUGGCAGGUGCCAGCUAGAUGGCAAGCCGGUUUGAGUAACGGUGCGAACGUUGGUGAAAUUAUCGGUCUAUUUAUCAAUGGUUGGGUAUCGGAAAGAUUUGGAUAUCGAUACACGGUCAUGACUUGCUUGACUCUCAUCAUUGCGUUUACGGCCAUCUUCUUCACCGCUCAAGACGUGAUUGCACUUGAGAUUGCUGAAAUUCUUUGCGGUAUUCCAUGGGGAGUCUUUCAAACGCUUACCGUCACUUACGCCUCAGAAGUUUGCCCUCUAGGACUCCGGGGGUAUCUUACCACAUAUGUCAACUUCUGUUGGGGAUUAGGUCAAGUCAUUGGAAUUGGAGUCAUCAAAGCCAUGUUACCCCGAACAGAUGAAUGGGCUUAUAGAAUUCCUUACAGUCUUCAAUGGAUGUGGCCCGUUCCACUUUUGGUUGGUAUUGCGCUUGCUCCAGAAUCUCCAUGGUGGCUUGUCAGAAAAGGAAGAACUGCAGAUGCUAAAAAAUCACUUCUUCGAUUGACUAGUCUGAAUAAGGAGACAGACUUUGAUGCUGAUGAGACUAUUGCGAUGAUGGUUCAUACCACCGCAAUUGAGGAGAAACUCACGAAAGGAGCUAGCUAUAUGGACUGCUUUAGGGGUGUAGACAGACGUCGAACCGAGAUUGUCUGCAUGGUAUGGGCGAUGCAAAAUUUGAGUGGGAAUUCUUUUUCAGGCUACUCUACCUAUUUCCUCGAACAAGCCGGCCUACCCACCUCAACAUCAUACGAUUUCGCUUUAGGUCAAUAUGGUAUCAACAUGGCCGGAGUAUUCGGGGCCUGGUUUCUCAUGAGUAUUGGAAUUGGUCGACGAUCCCUUUACCUCUACGGUCUUUGCGUCUUGUGCCUUAUGCUUCUCAUCCUCGGAUUUCUCGGGCUCGUCCCCGCUUCACAUAAAAGUGAAGCCUCAAUGGCUACCGGUUGUAUCAUGUUAGUUUGGGCGUUAGCUUACCAGCUCUCUGUCGGAACGGUUUGCUAUUCUUUGGUUGCGGAGUUGUCUACAAGGAGACUUCAAAUUAAGACGGUCGUUUUGGGAAGAAACCUUUAUAAUAUUGUGGGGAUUGUUUGUAGUGUUAUUACGCCAUAUAUGCUCAAUCCUGGGGCUUGGAAUUGGGCAAAUUAUGCGGGGUUCUUUUGGGGUGCAAUAUGUUUCCUCUGCAUCAUCUACACCUAUUUCCGCCUCCCCGAACCCAACGGCCGCUCUUUCGCCGAACUCGAUCUACUAUUUGAGAGAGGUGUUAGUGCGAGGAAUUUCGCAAGCACGAAGGUGGACGUUUUUGACGAUGAUGUGAGUUUGGACAGUACAUCGGCGGUGAAGAAUUACGACGAGAAGGUGAUUGCCAGUGUGACUGAGAAGGAUGUUGGUGCUGCUGCAUCAUGA